AUGGUAAACGUCGUCACCAAACCGUGCGGUCACCCAGGGUGCACGAAGAAGCCGUCAUAUGGUAAAUCCGGCACCAAGAAGGCAGAGUUCUGUUCUCAGCACGCGGAGCCGGACAUGAUUAACGUCGUUCACAAGAAUUGUGGCCACCUAGGGUGCACGAAGCGGGCGUCAUUCGGCAAAGCCGGCACCAAGAACGCGGAGUUUUGCUCUCAGCACGCGGAGCCGGACAUGGUUAACGUCGUCGUUCAAAAGAGGUGCGGCCAUCCAGUGUGCAUGAAGCACCCCGUAUUUGGUGAAGCCGGCACCAAGAAGGCGGAGUUUUGCUCUCAGCACGCGGAGCCGAACAUGGUAAACGUUCUUCAAAAGAGGUGCGGCCACCCAGGGUGUACGAAGCAGCCGUCAUUGGGUAAAGCCGGCACGAAGAAGGCGGAGUUCUGCUCAAAGCACGCGGAGCCGGGCAUGGUUAACGUCGUCAACGAGCGGUGCGGCCACCCAGGGUGCAUGAAGCGGGCGUCAUUCGGUGAAGCUGGCAGCAAGAAGAGGGAGUUCUGCUCUCAGCACGCGAGGCAGGAAAUGAUUAACGUCGCCCACAAACGGUGCGGCCACCCAGGGUGCACCAAGCGGGCGUCAUUGGGAAAAGACGGCAGCAACAAGAGCGAGUUCUGCUCUCAGCACGCGGAGCAGGGUAUGGUGGGCGUCGUCAACAAGAAGUGCGGUCACCCAGGGUGCACGAAGCAUCCGUCAUUUGGUAACGCCGGCAGCAACAAGAAGUGCGGCCACCCAGACUGCACGAAGGGGGCGUCCUUUGGUAAAGCCAGCGACAACAAGCGUGAGUUCUGCCCUGAGCACGCGGAGCCGGACAUGGUUAACGUCGUCCACAAGAUGUGCGGCCACCCAGACUGCACGAAGCGGGCUUCAUUCGGGGUAGCCGACAGCAAGAAGCGUGAGUUCUGUUCUCAGCAUGCGAAGCACGGUAUGGUGGGCGUCGUCCACAACAGGGGCGGCCGCCCACGGUUUACCCAGAAAUCGUGA
Ectocarpus siliculosus is the source of this 1032-nucleotide messenger RNA. Lineage: Eukaryota; Phaeophyceae; Ectocarpales; Ectocarpaceae. The record is from the annotation of a GenBank genome assembly.